AACUAAAGAAAGAAAAAAUCGUUCAUUGGCAGCUUGAAUGCAAAAGCGAAAGGAGUCGGGAUUUGAGGUUGUUAUCGAAGGAAGAUAUGGAAGAUUUGUGGCUAAAAAAGCAAGAAGCCAUUGCCAAAAGAGUGCGGAUGAAACAAUAUUCAUUUUCUCAUCGGGAGAGAGGACAAGACCCGACUCUGCAAGAAUUAUUAGCCCACGGAAAAAGCAGAAGGCAGUCAAGCCAAAAGGAAGAAACAGAGAAAUGGAAGAAUUUACCUGAUUUAUACACUUCUGCAGGUGAUUCGAAUCGGCUGACAUUACUAAAGCUGAAAACUGCACAUAAACAAGAAUUGAUGGAUGAAUUAAAUUCACCAUUUUCACUACCAAGGAGAUCGUUUUGUCACAUAAAACAGAGAUCAAUUGGAGACGAAGGCUCCUUACCAAACUCUCCAGUUUUCCCAACUUACAUGGCUGCCACGGAAUCUGCUAAAGCCAAAUCAAGAUCAAUAAGCAUGCCAAAGCAACGGCUAAGAUUAUGCGAUACACACUCUGGUCAACAUUCUCCAUACAAGCUCAGGCUUUCUUCAUGGAGCUCCUUUAAUGGCGAAACGAAGAACAUUAACCAAAAGUGCAGUAUUUCUCAGUAGUACCUUGCCAAAACAGAUAGCCAUUGUUAAAAUUGUUUCCGACUCCGCUCGUGUUACCUCAUGUACAUGUGUGCAUAUACAGAAAAUCAUCCACAAUUUUAUGUUUUUGUGUGUAAGCUCCAGAAGGUGUUGUGUGUUCAUUUGGGAGAUUCUCUUCCCUUGUAUCUUGGAAGAAAUUUUGUUCGAUCAUACUUCUUACUGAUGUCAGUUCAUCUCUUUCUGUCUUUA
This is a messenger RNA of Olea europaea var. sylvestris, 863 nucleotides long. RefSeq lists its product as uncharacterized. NCBI's taxonomy places the organism in Eukaryota, Viridiplantae, Streptophyta, Magnoliopsida, Lamiales, Oleaceae. The record is from RefSeq and is a predicted model, not a curated record. Bases 87 to 635 code for a protein of 182 amino acids. The transcript is spliced from 2 exons.